This is a messenger RNA of Geodia barretti, 352 nucleotides long. The record is from the annotation of a GenBank genome assembly. Lineage: Eukaryota; Metazoa; Porifera; Demospongiae; Tetractinellida; Geodiidae.
CGUAUUGUGUAAUCCCUAUGUGAGAUACAUCAUUGCCAGCUGAUGUGACCUCAGACUUACUUCCACUGAGUCCCAUUCAGAGCAUCUAUGUCUCCCUGAAACCUGUCCAGUGCCACAUGCAGCUCAUCCUCUGGGAUGCCAGCAUGCCACAGAAGCCCACCACCACUAAAAGUUGUGCAUAUACUGUGUAAGCAAACUAUUUAUGACUAUAUAUCAGGGCAUCACCUCUGCAUGUUUUGUGUCAAGAUCUGGAAUACCUUGGCCGUCAGAUUAGGGGUGUAGGCAUAAGGAGUGGUUCGGAUCUCCUGUCCACCAGAGGCGAGGGCGAAAGACAUGGGCACUGGUUCUGAAA